Mesorhabditis belari is the source of this 1599-nucleotide messenger RNA. The record is from the annotation of a GenBank genome assembly. NCBI's taxonomy places the organism in Eukaryota, Metazoa, Nematoda, Chromadorea, Rhabditida, Rhabditidae.
AUGGAUAUUUUUCUUCUUUCUGAGCGCAUUUGCUCAACACCACCAUCACUUUUGGCGACACCACGAUUUCGAGUUUCAUCCGUUUCACGCAAAAGAGGCCGGGUCUGGGAUGCUAUCUCGAGUGUUGAGAGAUGGUUCAAUGCGACUUAUCAAGGAUUUCCUUUUGAUUUCUUCAAAGAUGUGCUCACAUCGGUGAAAAUCUCUCGCAAUUCAGCUUUCGCCGCUCUGGUGGCCGAGGAGGUGGCACGGAGGGCGAAUGGAAAUCGAAUUUCGAAAGGCGACGCUGAAGAGCUGCGCAAGAUUUGCCCACAACGGAAAUUUCAGUGUGCACCCGGGAGAUUUCGGACCCCAGCUGGUGGCUGCAAUAAUGUAGAUCAUCCAGAAUGGGGCGCUUCACUCGAACCAUUUCUCCGUGUGUUGCCACCGAAUUACGACGAUGGCUUGAGUGCUGCUCGACAAAAACGUCUCCCAGAUCCAUUCCUGGUCGUGAAUCAACUCGAAAAGCUUUCUUCACCUAAAUCUCUUCCGAUCAGCCGUCUUUUCGCGGAAUUUCUCUCGCUUGUCUUCGACGAUAUCUCUAGAAGAGCUCCAUAUACAAAUGAGAAUUUGAUGGGUUCUUCGAGUUGCUGUAGCAAUUCUCCUGAAUGUAUUCAUUCGACAAAAGAUGAUAUGAUUCCCUCAUGUUCUUCAUACUCUCGAAGUCUUGCAAUUCCCUCAAAAGAUUGUCAUCCGAUCGAAAGAGAACAAGUGAAUAUGGUGAGCGGAUAUCUUGAUGCGAGCACAAUCUAUGGGAAUUCCUCUCUUGCCGAAAUGCAUACAAAGAGGACUCUUUGUGGAAGGCUUCAGAGAAUCAACCCAAGUUGGACGGAUGAGAGACUGUUCGAAGAGUCACGGAAAAUCAUCGGCGCUCUUCUUCAACACCUCACAUACAACGAAAUGUUGCCGCUUCUCUUAGGCAGAGAAAUAGCUUCUAAGAUUUCUCAUUUUGUUGAUUUCUCCGAUGAAUUCAUUUCACCCCAUCGAUCGAUCAACUCUCUCAAAAAUUUGUAUCACAAAAUUGAUUAUAUCGAUUUGUUGAGUGGAGUUUUUGUGGAAAAAUCGCUGAAUGGAGCGAUCGUUGGCCCGACUUUAGCCUGCAUUCUUGAGAAACAAUUUAUAAAGCUGAAAUUUUCCGAUCGUUUUUGGUAUGAUUCAAGUCUUGCACCGACGGCUUUCACGAGCCUUCAAAUCGCGGAAAUCAAAAAGUUUACCGUUGCAAAUCUUCUUUGUUUAAGCGAAGAGGUGGCUUUUGUACAACCAUCGGCUUUUCUUCUAUCCGAUCAUUUUGACAAUGCUCCUCUUCAUUGCAAUCUUUCAAGUACAAUCAUUGAUUUGAGCUUUUGGAAAGAGGAUGAACUGCAUCGAGAGGUUUCGUUACCCAGUUCAUCGUGUCGAAAAGUGUUUGAUGAGGCCGAGAAAGAGAUUCGACAAAGAGAUCAUCGAAUCGCUGAAAAGACAUUCAACUUGUCACCGCAAAUCUCACUUUACGGUCGCUUCACGCGACCCAAAUCGGAAGCGAUUGCGGUGUCUCGAGUGAGCCGACUCUUGCUACAGGUUCAC